UCACACCCCCUGCCCCCUCAUGCCAUCCGCUCCCCCCGCCCCUACCCUCCGCGUGCCCGCUCCCUUGCCGCCUCUUUUGACCCUCCCUGCCCCCCCCUCGCCGUUUCCCACCGCCCCGCCAUUCGCUCCUCCCCGCCCGUGCCGCUCCCCUCCGUUUACCUUCUCCUCCCCCCCUCCCCUCCUCUGCUGCAAGCCUCUUCCUUCCCCUCGCCGACCCACUCCACUCCCUGCCCCUCCUCAAUCCGCACCCUGCCCCUCGUAUCUCGCCCCCCUAUGCUUGGUUUCUCCCCUCCCUGCCCCUCGCCGCCUUUCUCCGCUCCCCACCUCCCCCCUCUCCCUGCCCCCCCACUCUCCCCCCCCUUGCCCUUGGCUUCCUACCUCCCUGCCCACCUUUCCCCCUCCGUGUGCUCAGCUUCUCCCCUCCCUGCCCCUCCCCUCCUCCUCGCCCUGCCCCUCGUUUUCCGCCCCCCCCACGCCCGGUUUUCUCCCUCCCCGCGCCUCCCUUUCUUUCUCCGUGCCUCUCCUUUGCUCCCUCCCUGCCCCCGCCUGCCCAUGCCCUGUCUUUGGCUUCUCCCCUCCCUGCCCCACCUGGCCCAGCCCCUGCCCGUUGCUGCCCCUCCCCUUGCCCCCUCAACUCCCCUGCCCCCUGUACACCCCAGUCCCAUCCAACCGCCCCCACCCUCCCCCGGCUGCCCGUUUCCGCUCUCCACCCCCGCGACCCGUGUGCGGCUUCCAACCGCCCAACGGUGGUGCGCACGGGGCGUUUUCUUCGCACUGGGCAAGCCUCCCCGGGGGCCCCCCCACCCCGCUGGGUCGUUCCGUACUUCCCCCUCCAGCCUCCCUUUCCCCCCCAGCUACUUCCGCAUCCAGCGUGGGCUGCACCUCUGCAUCCCGCCCUGCCAGGCCCUUCGCCACCUACCCCAGCCUCCCUCUACCUCUCCUAACUCCACACCGCCGUUCCUACCCCCAGCCAAGGUCUACACCCCUUGCUUUUGCUCCCUGGGCUGUGCCGUCCCCAACCUCCCUCCGCCUUUCCGCGGCACCAGACCGCCUCUCCCUCCCCCAGCCAACCUUUGCACCCCCUGUUCCUGCCCCUUGUGCCCUCCAACACCCUACCUCAACCCCCCCCAGUCUCCCCCUUCUCCAACACCCUCCAUAUUUCCUCCCCCCUGGGGCUCGCCCAUCCGCAGUUAUCACCCUUCAUCGAUUCCCCAAUUCCCUCUGUCCCCUGUUUCCCGGCCCCGCAUCCUAUUCUGCAUUUACCACAGCGCCUCCUUUCGGUGCCCUCUCUGCCCUCCCACGUUCUCACCCCCCGCCUCCCAACCUUCUCAUUACCCGCUACCAGGCUCACGCCAACUCGACUACCCACUACCCUUUGCCCCUUCCUCUCUGUUCCCCACCCUUCCUUUCCCACUUGGCUCCACCUGCCCACCCCCACCUCCCGUGGAAUUCUGCCCUGCCCUCCCCACCUCCGGCCCACCACCUGUCCCCACACCCUGCUCACCCACCGCUACAUCACCCCCGCCCCCCCCACCUCCACUACAGCCCGCCAACACUUCCCCUCUCAACCGGCCCCCAGCCCGCCCCCCCCCUUGGGCCCCAAUCCCCUCCAACUGUCAGGCCCCCUCUACCCUCUCUUCCACCCACUGCGCACCGCUUUCCCCACCCUUUUCCCCUUUCCCCAAGCUAACCCCCCGCACCCCGGCCUCUGCCAGGGAAGCCAGGGGGGAACUUGCAGCUGACACUGCACGGGAAGGGGUAAGUGAGUUUGUGUGUGAAGGAGCAGCAGAGGCUGCAGAGGAUGGGGCAGCAAAGGCUGCACGGGAAGGGGCAAUGGGGGUUGUGGGGGAAGGGGCAGCAGAGGCUGCAGAGGAAAGGGCAGCAGAGGCUGCAAGGGAAGGGGCAGCAGCGGCUGCACGGGAAAGGGCGGCAGGGGCUGCACGGGAAGGGGCGGCAGGGACCGUGACUCUGGCCAGGCAAAGGGCAGAGGCCAUGGAGACAGGUUUUGCAGGAGUAGGGGCCACGGAACCUGCUGCUGUGUCGGCUGGGGGAACCGCAGCAGAGGAGGCUAUAGGGACCGCACCAGAGUGGGAGAAGGGGACAGCAGUGGCCUCAAAGGCAGAAGGUGAGGCUGCAGCUGAAGCAGCAGGGAGGGCCAUAGCACGGCCAGUAGGGGCGGCAGGGGCCGCAGCAAACGCGGGGAAACACACAGCAGGGCCGGCAGGGCCGGCAGAGACUGCAAAAGGGGCUAGCAGUAAAGCGGCAGCAGGCGGGGUGGGCUCGGGGGACAUAGGGGCAACAGGGGAAGGAGAGGUGAGUGUGGUCCCGACCGGGGUGGGCACUGAAGAGGGGGAUGUGAUAGCGAUAGAGGAGGAUGAGGGAGAGGAUGUGAUGCACAUUGACGGGCCACUGGCCCAAUACCUCACGCUUGACGGUGAGGCCGACCCGGCCCCCCUGCAGCCUCACGUCGAGGUUCCCCCUCUACCCCCCAUGCCCGUCCCCAUGCUAGCAGAAGGACCGAUGGAGGGGCUGGGGGAGACCUUGAGGACAGAGCCGCGCGAGGGAGCCCCCAUCCUCACCUCCCGUCCUCCAGCCCACCCACCCCCAGGAGCACCACUUCCCCACCCCCACCCUCAGGUCCCGGUAGUGUCCAGGGGGGCAGCCAAGGCCCUGGCCUUCUUGGCGGAGCCGUGCUCCCCGACCCCCACGCUGCUCCAUGGCCAGCCCCCCUCUCCGUCCCCAACGCCUGACCCCACGGUUGCAGGCGGUCCACCGGGAGAGCACGCGGCACACCUCUGCCCCCACCCUCAGGGGCUCCUUAGAGCACCACGUGGAGCAGCCAGGGCUCUGGUCUUCCUAGAGGAGCCAUGCUCCCCGACUCCUACCAACACCCAGCCACCCCCUACCGGCCCACUACCCCCUCCUCCACCAGGCCCCCCCCCACCCGGUAGUACACACAUCUCGGAGGUUGAAGCAUCUCUGCGGCCAAAUCCCUCUCCCACACGCUACAGGCACCCAAACCACCCGAGUCGCCGCACAGCCCCAACACGCCCACCCAACAGGCUGCCCUCCCCACACCACCCCCCCCAGGCAGCCGAGACCCACCCGCAAGGGCUUGCGCCCCAGGCUCAUGGGAGCGGCGGCACCCGGGUAGAGGGGCCCACAGGAGAGGCCACCACAGGGCCCACACAAAUCUCUCUCCCCCCACCGUUUGUACCUCGCUCUAACCUCCACACUGGCCCAGCCCCUCGACCCCCACCUCCAACCCCCUCUCCCGGCCGGGUUCCCCACGAGUGGCCCCGUUGGGCAGCCAUCACCCCCCACACACAGCUUGCCCGAUCUGUUCCCACGGAGGGGGAUGUUUCGAGGAGAGAGGGGAUGCACACAGAGCACCCCCCGCCUGGCGAACCACCCAUCCUCCCUCCACCCACCCCUUUGGCCCCACAGCCCCCCCUUCCUUCACAAACAGGCGCGGACAACCAGGUGGCGGCGGCCGCGAUCGCUACUGGGAGGGAGGCCGUCGGGUUGAGGGAUGCGCCCAUGGCAGACGCCACCGACUCCCCCUCCCAUCCCUCCCACCCCUUCCAUGUCGACGACCCCCUACCGCAACCCAUGGUGAUUGGGGAGGGCCAAGGGGGCCUUCUAGGGCAGGGUCCACACCCGAGCUCCGCUCAGCCAGCACGCCCCACUCCACCCUCUACCCUGCCAGCCCUCCUACUCUCACCUACAGGCAGGCAGGUCUUCGAGACCCCAGAGGAGGUGAGGGCUGGCAUUUCAGAUUUGCUGGCGAUACACCGCCUGAGCAGCUCUCCGGCUGCCCCCACCCUUCCAGUCCCACAGGACCGGACCCGGACGUAUGCGGAGGUCACCCGGUCUGUCCCUUCUUUUAUCCCCCCCGCCACUCAGCUAGGCGCGUCACUCCCGACCCCAAUGGAGACGGACCGGGUUCUGAGGCCGUGUCACUCGCACCUAGACGGGGUGGCGCCUCCCCCCGUUCAGCCCGUGGCGCAGGAGGUCACCAGCAGUAGGGAUGAGGCAUCCGCCCCUACCGAGACCCCUCCGCCUGGGGUAGCAGAGCCGUCACUUGAACCGCACCCCGCCGAGGGGCAGGAGCACACCACGGCACACACUUCAGGCUCACCUCCACGUCCCCCCUCCCCAGCUUCGACACCGGUACCGGCACGAGGCCCGGCCCUAUCCUGUGCGACACCACCUCUAUCUUCGCUGACACCCCCCCCGCGCGGGGCUGGUGAGCCGUCUCCUCCCCUCAUCCCAGGCGAUCCUCUCGGAGCUCAGGCCGCCCACGGGGUCCCCUCUACAGCCAGUUCCGACGCCACGGCCCCGAUUGACCCCGCCGACACGGCGACAUCACCCGACCAGGUCGUGAGUUGCCCCACCUGCAGGAGCUCUCUCGCGAACCGACGCGCGCUCCAGCACCACAUUCCCUUCUGCCAUCCUGCGGACGCGGCUCGCAGGGCGCAGGCUGCCCAUGAUACCGCCUCGAUCAUCCCUUCCCUCUCACAGCCCCGUGCGACCGGGAUGCAGUUCACCGACGCACAGUGGCAGACGCUCGACUCGGUGGACUGGACAGAGUACUUCUCGCCCGAGCGUAUCCAUACACGCCCUCUCCGACGUGUCCCGGAGAGGGUCCGCGGAGGAUAUCUUGACGUCCUCAGUGCGAUCCUAGUCCGCAUUGCCCAGGACCCGGAGGCUGCUGGCCCUACCUUCCUCCUCGCUGCAGCGCCGACUCUUUUCCUUGUUCCAGCGACGCCACCCGACCGCUCGCACACGGCUGCCAUUGCAGCGCGCAUCUCCCGCUUUGGUCGAGGUGAGUGGGCUGAGCUAGUCUCAGAUGCACUAGGCCGUCGCACACCCCUUCCUCGGCGCACAGGUCACCGGUCACGCACCGCCACCGAUCCCUCUACAGCAGAUGAGCGCCGCAUUGCACGUUGCCUUCGUCUGGCAGCGUGCAAUGAGACCUCACGGGCAGUGCGCGGCUCUCGAGUCCGCGGAGGCAGCCCCAGAUACACAGGGGACGAUACAGCGCCUGCAGUCGAAGCACCCCAACGCGGAGAGGCCGACCCCAGCUUGGCUGUCUGGCUUCCAGGGGUCCCCUCUUGUGCUCUCGGUGGAUCACUUACGCCGCGCGAUUUUCACAGCUCCGCGGGGCUCUUCGGGAGGACCCAGUGGCUCCGAGGCCGUUGCGCUCCAGCUGCACGCUCCUUGCUAGCGUCUUCCACCCUCGUGGCUCUGGCGAAGUCGAACAUGGAUGUUCGGCCGAUUGCCAUCGGCGAGGUUUUGGUCCGCAUUCUUUCUCGUGCAGUCUGUCUCCAGCUACGUGACCAGAUGGCGAGGGUCUUCUUGGCGUCACAGCAGUUUGGGGUGGGGGUUAUGUGCGGGACAGAGGUCGUAGUUAGAGGCGUCCGCCGCGCCCUGGCUGACCACCCAGACUGGGUGGUCCUGCAGCUAGACGUGGCGAAUGCCUUUAACUCUUUCCACCGAGACAGGAUGUUCCAGGCGCUGCAGGCCAGCCCGGAGUUUCAGUGUCUGAUCCCCUUCAUCGGCCUCUUCUACGGGACGCCCUCGGAUCUCCACUACAGGUCAGGCACGGGAGUGGUCACGAUGCACUCGGAGCGGGGCACUCGCCAGGGAGACCCUCUCAUCCCCUUCUUGUACGCUCUGACACAGCGUCUUGCUUUGGAGCCGGUUCUGGCGGAGGGGGAUGUCCAGCUCUGGUCGUACGCCGAUGACACGUACGUGCUAGGUCCCCCAGACAGGGUGCUGCACCACUUUGCCGAGAUCGUGAGGCGCUUGGGCGAGAUGGGCCUUGCAGCCCAGCCGCACAAGUGCCUCGUCUACCAGACAGAGUCCUUUCUGUCCAGGGAUCUGGAGGCUUUCACGGGCCUAGGGAUCGAGGUCGCACGCCGAGGGCUCACCGUGACAGGCGUACCGGUAGGCACCGUUUCGUUCGUGGAGCAGAGUCUCCCGGAUCGUCUCGAGAGGAUGGGGCGGGUGCUACCUUGGCUUCCGAGGUUGCGCCAGCCCCAGACAGCUGCCCGCCUUCUUUCGGCGUGUGUCAGCACUCGUCCGCAGUACCUGUCGAGGACCGUCCCUCCUUCGCCCGCAGUGAUCUCCAGUUUUACACGGUGGGACGCACGCCUGGGAGAGACAUUUCAGCAGCUUUUAGCUUCAGGGACCUGGGCUUGUCGCGAGGACGUCCGAGAGGCCGCCCUAGACCAGAUCUUCCUCCCCAUCCGUCUCGGGGGUUUCGGCAUUCGUCGCAUGGCGCGCAUUGCCCCGGUGAGUUUCGUGUGCUCCUGGGUGCAGUGUGCACCCAUUCUCUGUUCUCUCCCUGCGUGUGGCGAGGUGUUUCGGCAGAGCUUCGCUUCAGGUGAGCCAGAGCAGAUCGACCGGGCUCUGCAGACGGCGCUAGAGGGUCUCCCACCUGACGUUCUCUCUCUCCUUCCCCCCUGGCCCUCUUGCGCUUCUGCCUCCCCCGAUUCCCUUUUUGCAGGAGCGAGCCGUCUUCUGGAGGCGCAUGCCUUGGAGGCCGUGCGUGCCCGUCACGCCUCUCCCUUGCACCUUGCCCGUUUGACUUCCCUUCAGGGCGGAGGUGCAGGGGCGUGGUUGACGUCGGUGCCGUACGCCGACCCACUGCGCAUCCCGGAGGCGCUGUGGCAGGCGGCUUCAUCUUCUCGUCUUGGUCUCCCUAUCCCCCAGUUAGCCCUUGCAGGUCAGUGCUCCUGCGGACAGGCGAUUGACGACAUGACGGUGCCUCAUCACGCGGUUCGGUGCCCGCGCUACGGGGUCGCCACUACCAUCCACGACACGGUGAAGUACAUGCUUCGAGACUUUGCGGUCGAGGCGGGCUUCGCGGUAAAGGUGGAGGACUCUACGCUGUUCACACAGUUGGAGGCGGCUCGAGCGAGACUACUGGGACAGCCAGUGGUGGGAGAGGGGACACGGGCUGAGGGACCGGGGGAGCGGAGAGGCGAGGCGGGACAGCCGGGUGGCGGGGGACAGUGGGGACGGCACCAGCUGCGGGGUCAGGUGGAGCGAGGGACAGGUGGGCAGAGGGGACGGCAGGGGGAGCAGACGGGCCAGGACGGGGAGGGGGGACGGCACAGGCAGCAGCAGGAGAGCCAGUGGAGGCCGCGGGCCCAGGGCGCCGCGCCUCCAGGUUCGGCCUCGGGGCGGGGCAGGGGCGGGAGCAGCAGAGAGCGGACGGAGGGUCUGAUGGUUCUUGUGGAUGUCUCCAUAGCGGAUCCACAGCGGGAGGGGAACGUGCAGCUGAGACGGGCGACCCCCACACAGAUUGGAGUGGCAGCAGCUAGGCGGGUGCAGGAGAAGCUGCGUCACUGGGGGCCGCACUUAGAGGGGCUGCAGCCGGCACCACACUUUUACGCGUGCGUGGCGGAGACCUUUGGCCUUCUGAGUGAGCCGCUGCGUCAGUUUCUGGGGCUCUGCGCAAAGAGGAUAGCACAGCGGAGGAGGGAUAGAGGUGGGGGGGAUGACGGAUCGGCACGGAUAUUUGAGGCAGGACUCACUACACGCCUCUCCGUUGCACUGCAGCGCGCGCAGGCUCAAUGCAUGAUCCAGCAUGCGUCACACCCCCUGCCCCCUCAUGCCAUCCGCUCCCCCCGCCCCUACCCUCCGCGUGCCCGCUCCCUUGCCGCCUCUUUUGACCCUCCCUGCCCCCCUCGCCGUUUCCCACCGCCCGCCAUUCGCUCCUCCCCGCCCGUGCGCUCCCCUCGCUUACCUUCUCCUCCCCCCUCCCCUCCUCUGCUGCACGCCUCUUCCUUCCCCUCGCCGACCCACUCCACUCCCUGCCCCUCCUCAAUCCGCACCCUGCCCCUCGUAUCUCGCCCCCCUAUGCUUGGUUUCUCCCCUCCCUGCCCCUCGCCGCCUUUCUCCGCCCCCCACCUCCCCCCUCUCCCUGCCCCCCCCCACUCUCCCCCCCUUGCCCUUGGCUUCCUACCUCCCUGCCCCACCUUUCCCCCCUCCGUGUGCUCAGCUUCUCCCCUCCCUGCCCCUCCCUCCUCCCCGCCCUGCCCCUCGUUUCCGCCCCCCCCACGCCCGGUUUCUCCCCUCCCCGCGCCUCCCUUUCUUUCUCCGUGCCUCUCCUUUGCUCCCUCCCUGCCCCCGCCUGCCCAUGCCCCUGUCUUUGACUUCUCCCCUCCCUGCCCCACGUUUCUUCCCUCCCUGUCCCCCCCUCUGCCCCUCCCUUCCUCUUCCCUCCCUGCCCCUCCCUUCCUCCCCCCCUGCCCUUUGCUCUCCCCUCGUUACGCUCCCUUCUCCCCAUCCCUGCUGCCCUCUUACCACCAUCAGCCCAUCCCCACCACCAGCCCCCCUCCCACCCUUCUCUCCCCCCCUCCCUUUCCCUCUCUCUCUUUCUCACACACACACACGCACACUCCCCUCCCCCACCCCCCACCCACAUCCUCCCAUUCUGCCCCUCCCUGCCCCUUUCCCACCCCCUCGCACGCCCCUCACCUCCCACCUCCGUGCAACUGGUUUCCCCCCUAUGGUGCCUCCCUUGCAUCGCUCGCCCCUCUGCUCACCCUCUGCCCGCCCCUUUUCCGUGCCCUCAGCUGGCCCAGCCCCUGCCCGUUGCUGCCCCUCCCCUUGCCCCCUCAACUCCCCUGCCCCCCGUACACCCCAGUCCCAUCCAACCGCCCCCACCCUCCCCCGGCUGCCCAGUUUCCGCUCUCCACCCCCGCGACCGUGUGCGGCUUCCAACCGCCCAACGGUGGUGCGCACGGGGCGUUUCUUCGCACGGGCAAGCCUCCCCGGGGGCCCCCCACCCCGCUGGGUCGUUGCCCCCUCUACCCUCUCUUCCACCCACUGCGCACCGCUUUCCCCACCCUUUUCCCCUUUCCCCAAGCUAACCCCCCGCACCCCGGCCUCUGCCAGGGAGUUCCUUCCCCCUUUGACGCCCUCUUGAGCCAACUCCAGCAACUCACACCGCCACCGCCAGGCAUGCUGCCUCUAGCCAGGGGGGAACUUGCAGCUGACACUGCACGGGAAGGGGUAAGUGAGUUUGUGUGUGAAGGAGCAGCAGAGGCUGCAGAGGAUGGGGCAGCAAAGGCUGCACGGGAAGGGGCAAUGGGGGUUGUGGGGGAAGGGGCAGCAGAGGCUGCAGAGGAAAGGGCAGCAGAGGCUGCAAGGGAAGGGGCAGCAGCGGCUGCACGGGAAAGGGCGGCAGGGGCUGCACGGGAAGGGGCGGCAGGGACCGUGACUCUGGCCAGGCAAAGGGCAGAGGCCAUGGAGACAGGUUUUGCAGGAGUAGGGGCCACGGAACCUGCUGCUGUGUCGGCUGGGGGAACCGCAGCAGAGGAGGCUAUAGGGACCGCACCAGACUGCAGCAGUCGAAGGCUGCAAGGACUGCAGCAGGAGCGACAGAGGCCAUCAGUGGGGGCUGGUAUAGGGGGAGGUGCUACGGGUGCAGCGGGGAAGGGGGUAACGGGGACUGGUGCGAGGGAGAGUGCCGCCCCGGCUGUAGCAAGAGAGGGUACGGCAGGGGCUAGAGUGGGAGAGGGGACAGCAGUGGCCUCAAAGGCAGAAGGUGAGGCUGCAGCUGAAGCAGCAGGGAGGGCCAUAGCACGGCCAGUAGGGGCGGCAGGGGCCGCAGCAAACGCGGGGAAACACACAGCAGGGCCGGCAGGGCCGGCAGGGACUGCAAAAGGGGCUAGCAGUAAAGCGGCAGCAGGCGGGGUGGGCUCGGGGGACAUAGGGGCAACAGGGGAAGGAGAGGUGAGUGUGGUCCCGACCGGGGUGGGCACUGAAGAGGGGGAUGUGAUAGCGAUAGAGGAGGAUGAGGGAGAGGAUGUGAUGCACAUUGACGGGCCACUGGCCCAAUACCUCACGCUUGACGGUGAGGCCGACCCGGCCCCCCUGCAGCCUCACGUCGAGGUUCCCCCUCUACCCCCCAUGCCCGUCCCCAUGCUAGCAGAAGGACCGAUGGAGGGGCUGGGGGAGACCUUGAGGACAGAGCCGCGCGAGGGAGCCCCCAUCCUCACCUCCCGUCCUCCAGCCCACCCACCCCCAGGAGCACCACUUCCCCACCCCCACCCUCAGGUCCCGGUAGUGUCCAGGGGGGCAGCCAAGGCCCUGGCCUUCUUGGCGGAGCCGUGCUCCCCGACCCCCACGCUGCUCCAUGGCCAGCCCCCCUCUCCGUCCCCAACGCCUGACCCCACGGUUGCAGGCGGUCCACCGGGAGAGCACGCGGGGCAGCACACCUCUGCCCCCACCCUCAGGGGCUCCUUAGAGCACCACGUGGAGCAGCCAGGGCUCUGCCCCUCGACCCCCACCUCCAACCCCCUCUCCCGGCCGGGUUCCCCACGAGUGGCCCCGUUGGGCAGCCAUCACCCCCCACACACAGCUUGCCCGAUCUGUUCCCACGGAGGGGGAUGUUUCGAGGAGAGAGGGGAUGCACACAGAGCACCCCCCGCCUGGCGAACCACCCAUCCUCCCUCCACCCACCCCUUUGGCCCCACAGCCCCCCCUUCCUUCACAAACAGGCGCGGACAACCAGGUUGGCCGCCGGCGGAAGAACAGGGGCAGAGGGUCAGCCCACCCCGACCACCAAACCUACACUCCCGCCCCGCUCCUGCACCUCCACAGGGCCAUGGGAGCGGUCCAGCCCACUCACCCCCAUUCUGCCCCUCCCGUGCUGUGUCCCCCUCCCAGGUGGCGGCGGCCGCGAUCGCUACUGGGAGGGAGGCCGUCGGGUUGAGGGAUGCGCCCAUGGCAGACGCCACCGACUCCCCCUCCCAUCCCUCCCACCCCUUCCAUGUCGACGACCCCCUACCGCAACCCAUGGUGAUUGGGGAGGGCCAAGGGGGCCUUCUAGGGCAGGGUCCACACCCGAGCUCCGCUCAGCCAGCACGCCCCACUCCACCCUCUACCCUGCCAGCCCUCCUACUCUCACCUACAGGCAGGCAGGUCUUCGAGACCCCAGAGGAGGUGAGGGCUGGCAUUUCAGAUUUGCUGGCGAUACACCGCCUGAGCAGCUCUCCGGCUGCCCCCACCCUUCCAGUCCCACAGGACCGGACCCGGACGUAUGCGGAGGUCACCCGGUCUGUCCCUUCUUUUAUCCCCCCCGCCACUCAGCUAGGCGCGUCACUCCCGACCCCAAUGGAGACGGACCGGGUUCUGAGGCCGUGUCACUCGCACCUAGACGGGGUGGCGCCUCCCCCCGUUCAGCCCGUGGCGCAGGAGGUCACCAGCAGUAGGGAUGAGGCAUCCGCCCCUACCGAGACCCCUCCGCCUGGGGUAGCAGAGCCGUCACUUGAACCGCACCCCGCCGAGGGGCAGGAGCACACCACGGCACACACUUCAGGCUCACCUCCACGUCCCCCCUCCCCAGCUUCGACACCGGUACCGGCACGAGGCCCGGCCCUAUCCUGUGCGACACCACCUCUAUCUUCGCUGACACCCCCCCCGCGCGGGGCUGGUGAGCCGUCUCCUCCCCUCAUCCCAGGCGAUCCUCUCGGAGCUCAGGCCGCCCACGGGGUCCCCUCUACAGCCAGUUCCGACGCCACGGCCCCGAUUGACCCCGCCGACACGGCGACAUCACCCGACCAGGUCGUGAGUUGCCCCACCUGCAGGAGCUCUCUCGCGAACCGACGCGCGCUCCAGCACCACAUUCCCUUCUGCCAUCCUGCGGACGCGGCUCGCAGGGCGCAGGCUGCCCAUGAUACCGCCUCGAUCAUCCCUUCCCUCUCACAGCCCCGUGCGACCGGGAUGCAGUUCACCGACUGCACAGUGGCAGACGCUCGACUCGUCCGCAUUGCCCAGGACCCGGAGGCUGCUGGCCCUACCUUCCUCCUCGCUGCAGCGCCGACUCUUUUCCUUGUUCCAGCGACGCCACCCGACCGCUCGCACACGGCUGCCAUUGCAGCGCGCAUCUCCCGCUUUGGUCGAGGUGAGUGGGCUGAGCUAGUCUCAGAUGCACUAGGCCGUCGCACACCCCUUCCUCGGCGCACAGGUCACCGGUCACGCACCGCCACCGAUCCCUCUACAGCAGAUGAGCGCCGCAUUGCACGUUGCCUUCGUCUGGCAGCGUGCAAUGAGACCUCACGGGCGUGCGCGGCUCUCGAGUCCGCGGAGGCAGCCCCAGAUACACAGGGGACGAUACAGCGCCUGCAGUCGAAGCACCCCAACGCGGAGAGGCCGACCCCAGCUUGGCUGUCUGGCUUCCAGGGGUCCCCUCUUGUGCUCUCGGUGGAUCACUUACGCCGCGCGAUUUUCACAGCUCCGCGGGGCUCUUCGGGAGGACCGUCCGGUUGGGUCGCUGAGCACCUGCGAGACACUUUCUUAGCUUUCCCUCAGAGUCUCCAUUUCCUCCUGGCCGUGUACCAGCAGUGGCUCCGAGGCCGUUGCGCUCCAGCUGCACGCUCCUUGCUAGCGUCUUCCACCCUCGUGGCUCUGGCGAAGUCGAACAUGGAUGUUCGGCCGAUUGCCAUCGGCGAGGUUUUGGUCCGCAUUCUUUCUCGUGCAGUCUGUCUCCAGCUACGUGACCAGAUGGCGAGGGUCUUCUUGGCGUCACAGCAGUUUGGGGUGGGGGUUAUGUGCGGGACAGAGGUCGUAGUUAGAGGCGUCCGCCGCGCCCUGGCUGACCACCCAGACUGGGUGGUCCUGCAGCUAGACGUGGCGAAUGCCUUUAACUCUUUCCACCGAGACAGGAUGUUCCAGGCGCUGCAGGCCAGCCCGGAGUUUCAGUGUCUGAUCCCCUUCAUCGGCCUCUUCUACGGGACGCCCUCGGAUCUCCACUACAGGUCAGGCACGGGAGUGGUCACGAUGCACUCGGAGCGGGGCACUCGCCAGGGAGACCCUCUCAGCCCCUUCUUGUACGCUCUGACACAGCGUCUUGCUUUGGAGCCGGUUCUGGCGGAGGGGGAUGUCCAGCUCUGGUCGUACGCCGAUGACACGUACGUGCUAGGUCCCCCAGCCAGGGUGCUGCACCACUUUGCCGAGAUCGUGAGGCGCUUGGGCGAGAUGGGCCUUGCAGCCCAGCCGCACAAGUGCCUCGUCUACCAGACGGAGUCCUUUCUGUCCAGGGAUCUGGAGGCUUUCACGGGCCUAGGGAUCGAGGUCGCACGCCGAGGGCUCACCGUGACAGGCGUACCGGUAGGCACCGUUUCGUUCGUGGAGCAGAGUCUCCCGGAUCGUCUCGAGAGGAUGGGGCGGGUGCUACCUUGGCUUCCGAGGUUGCGCCAGCCCCAGACAGCUGCCCGCCUCCUUUCGGCGUGUGUCAGCACUCGUCCAGCAGUACCUGUCGAGGACCGUCCCUCCUUCGCCCGCAGUGAUCUCCAGUUUUACACGAUCUUCCUCCCCAUCCGUCUCGGGGGUUUCGGCAUUCGUCGCAUGGCGCGCAUUGCCCCGAGCUUCGCUUCAGGUGAGCCAGAGCAGAUCGACCGGGCUCUGCAGACGGCGCUAGAGGGAGCGAGCCGUCUUCUGGAGGCGCAUGCCUUGGAGGCCGUGCGUGCCCGUCACGCCUCUCCCUUGCACCUUGCCCGUUUGACUUCCCUUCAGGGCGGAGGUGCAGGGGCGUGGUUGACGUCGGUGCCGUACGCCGACCCACUGCGCAUCCCGGAGGCGCUGUGGCAGGCGGCUUCAUCUUCUCGUCUUGGUCUCCCUAUCCCCCAGUUAGCCCUUGCAGGUCAGUGCUCCUGCGGACAGGCGAUUGACGACAUGACGGUGCCUCAUCACGCGGUUCGGUGCCCGCGCUACGGGGUCGCCACUACCAUCCACGACACGGUGAAGUACAUGCUUCGAGACUUUGCGGUCGAGGCGGGCUUCGCGGUAAAGGUGGAGGACUCUACGCUGUUCACACAGUUGGAGGCGGCUCGAGCGAGACUACUGGGACAGCCAGUGGUGGGAGAGGGGACACGGGCUGAGGGACCGGGGGAGCGGAGAGGCGAGGCGGGACAGCCGGGUGGCGGGGGACAGUGGGGACGGCACCAGCUGCGGGGUCAGGUGGAGCGAGGGACAGGUGGGCAGAGGGGACGGCAGGGGGAGCAGACGGGCCAGGACGGGGAGGGGGGACGGCACAGGCAGCAGCAGGAGAGCCAGUGGAGGCCGCGGGCCCAGGGCGCCGCGCCUCCAGGUUCGGCCUCGGGGGCGGGGCAGGGGCGGGAGCAGCAGAGAGCGGACGGAGGUACAGGAGGGGCAGCAGGAUUGGGAGGGGAGGGCCAGGGAGUGAGAGAGGCAGCAGGGGAUGGAGCAGGGGGGUCGGGAGGUUUGGGGGAGGGUAGAGAGGGGGAGGGGAGAGGACAGGUGGAUGGAGGAGAGGAGAGGGGGAGAGAGACGAUCGGAGAGGGGGCACCAAGGGACCAGACAGGGCAGCAGCCAGCGCAACAGCAGGGACCAGUCGGACGCACAGGCCGUGUAGGCACCGCCUCCCGCAUUCCAGAUCUCACCUGCCGCGACGUUGGCCAGGGUCUGAUGGUUCUUGUGGAUGUCUCCAUAGCGGAUCCACAGCGGGAGGGGAACGUGCAGCUGAGACGGGCGACCCCCACACAGAUUGGAGUGGCAGCAGCUAGGCGGGUGCAGGAGAAGCUGCGUCACUGGGGGCCGCACUUAGAGGGGCUGCAGCCGGCACCACACUUUUACGCGUGCGUGGCGGAGACCUUUGGCCUUCUGAGUGAGCCGAUGCGUCAUCACACCCCCUGCCCCCUCAUGCCAUCCGCUCCCCCCGCCCCUACCCUCCGCGUGCCCGCUCCCUUGCCGCCUCUUUUGACCCUCCCUGCCCCCCUCGCCGUUUCCCACCGCCCGCCAUUCGCUCCUCCCCGCCCGUGCGCUCCCCUCGCUUACCUUCUCCUCCCCCCUCCCCUCCUCUGCUGCACGCCUCUUCCUUCCCCUCGCCGACCCACUCCACUCCCUGCCCCUCCUCAAUCCGCACCCUGCCCCUCGUAUCUCGCCCCCCUAUGCUUGGUUUCUCCCCUCCCUGCCCCUCGCCGCCUUUCUCCGCCCCCCACCUCCCCCCUCUCCCUGCCCCCCCACUCUCCCCCCCUUGCCCUUGGCUUCCUACCUCCCUGCCCCACCUUUCCCCCCUCUGUGUGCUCAGCUUCUCCCCUCCCUGCCCCUCCCUCCUCCCCGCCCUGCCCCUCGUUUUCCUCCCCCCCACACCCGGUUUCUUCCCUCCCCGCGCCUCCCUUUCUUUCUCCGUGCCUCUCCUUUGCUCCCUCCCUGCCCCCGCCUGCCCAUGGUCCUGUCUUUGGCUUCUCCCCUCCCUGCCCCACGUUUCUUCCCUCCCUGCCCCCGCCUGCCCAUGCCCCUGUCUUUGGCUUCUCCCCUCCCUGCCCCACGUUUCUUCCCUCCCUGCCCUCCCCCUCUGCCCCUCCCUUGUUUUCCCCUCACCCAUUGCUUCUCCCCUCCCUGCCCUUGUUUCCUACCAUCCAUGCCCCUCGUUUCCCCCCCUUUGUACGUUCAGCCUCUUCCCUCCCUGCCCCUCCCUUCCUCCCCCCCUGCCCUUUGCUCUCCCCUCGUUACGCUCCCUUCUCCCCAUCCCUGCUGCCCUCUUACCACCAUCAGCCCAUCCCCACCACCAGCCCCCCUCCCACCCUUCUCUCCCCCCCUCCGUUUCCCUCUAUCUCUUUCUCACACACACACACGCACACUCCCCUCCCCCACCCCCCCACCCACAUCCUCCCAUUCUGCCCCUCCCUGCCCCUUUCCCACCCCCUCGCACGCCCCUCACCUCCCACCUCCGUGCAACUGGUUUCCCCCCUAUGGUGCCUCCCUUGCAUCGCUCGCCCCUCUGCUCACCCUCUGCCCGCCCCUUUUCCGUGCCCCCAGCUGGCCCAGCCCCUGCCCGUUGCUGCCCCUCCCCUUGCCCCCUCAACUCCCCUGCCCCCCGUACACCCCAGUCCCAUCCAACCGCCCCCACCCUCCCCCGGCUGCCCGUUUCCGCUCUCCACCCCCGCGACCGUGCGCGGCUUCCAACCGCCCAACGGUGGUGCGCACGGGGCGUUUCUUCGCACGGGCAAGCCUCCCCGGGGGCCCCCCACCCCGCUGGGUCGUUCCACCUACCCCAGCCUCCCUCUACCUCUCCCUAACUCCACACCGCCGUUCCUACCCCCAGCCAAGGUCUACACCCCUUGCUUUUGCUCCCUGGGCUGUGCCGUCCCCAACCUCCCUCCGCCUUUCCGCGGCACCAGACCGCCUCUCCCUCCCCCAGCCAACCUUUGCACCCCCUGUUCCUGCCCCUUGUGCCCUCCAACACCCUACCUCAACCCCCCCCAGUCUCCCCCUUCUCCAACACCCUCCAUAUUUCCUCCCCCCUGGGGCUCGCCCAUCCGCACGCCUCCUUUCGGUGCCCUCUCUGCCCUCCCACGUUCUCACCCCCCGCCUCCCAACCUUCUCAUUACCCGCUACCAGGCUCACGCCAACUCGACUACCCACUACCCUUUGCCCCUUCCUCUCUGUUCCCCACCCUUCCUUUCCCACUUGGCUCCACCUGCCCACCCCCACCUCCCGUGGAAUUCUGCCCUGCCCUCCCCACCUCCGGCCCACCACCUGUCCCCACACCCUGCUCACCCACCGCUACAUCACCCCCUGCCCCCCCACCUCCACUACAGCCCGCCAACACUUCCCCUCUCAACCGGCCCCCAGCCCGCCCCCCCCUUGGGCCCCAAUCCCCUCCAACUGUCAGGCCCCCUCUACCCUCUCUUCCACCCACUGCGCACCGCUUUCCCCACCCUUUUCCCCUUUCCCCAAGCUAACCCCCCGCACCCCGGCCUCUGCCAGGGAGUUCCUUCCCCCUUUGACGCCCUCUUGAGCCAACUCCAGCAACUCACACCGCCACCGCCUAGGCAUGCUGCCUCUGUAACAAUGCCCCAGCACCCCGCGAGUGGGGGAAAGGCAGACCUCGGGAGCCCCUCGGCGAUCUGGGAGGUCCCGCAGCCGAGCCACCCCCUACUCUCCCACUUCCCCCCACUUCAACAAGCCAGGGGGGAACUUGCAGCUGACACUGCACGGGAAGGGGUAAGUGAGUUUGUGUGUGAAGGAGCAGCAGAGGCUGCAGAGGAUGGGGCAGCAAAGGCUGCACGGGAAGGGGCAAUGGGGGUUGUGGGGGAAGGGGCAGCAGAGGCUGCAGAGGAAAGGGCAGCAGAGGCUGCAAGGGAAGGGGCAGCAGCGGCUGCACGGGAAAGGGCGGCAGGGGCUGCACGGGAAGGGGCGGCAGGGACCGUGACUCUGGCCAGGCAAAGGGCAGAGGCCAUGGAGACAGGUUUUGCAGGAGUAGGGGCCACGGAACCUGCUGCUGUGUCGGCUGGGGGAACCGCAGCAGAGGAGGCUAUAGGGACCGCACCAGAGGGGGAUGUGAUAGCGAUAGAGGAGGAUGAGGGAGAGGAUGUGAUGCACAUUGACGGGCCACUGGCCCAAUACCUCACGCUUGACGGUGAGGCCGACCCGGCCCCCCUGCAGCCUCACGUCGAGGUUCCCCCUCUACCCCCCAUGCCCGUCCCCAUGCUAGCAGAAGGACCGAUGGAGGGGCUGGGGGAGACCUUGAGGACAGAGCCGCGCGAGGGAGCCCCCAUCCUCACCUCCCGUCCUCCAGCCCACCCACCCCCAGGAGCACCACUUCCCCACCCCCACCCUCAGGUCCCGGUAGUGUCCAGGGGGGCAGCCAAGGCCCUGGCCUUCUUGGCGGAGCCGUGCUCCCCGACCCCCACGCUGCUCCAUGGCCAGCCCCCCUCUCCGUCCCCAACGCCUGACCCCACGGUUGCAGGCGGUCCACCGGGAGAGCACGCGGCACACCUCUGCCCCCACCCUCAGGGGCUCCUUAGAGCACCACGUGGAGCAGCCAGGGCUCUGGUCUUCCUAGAGGAGCCAUGCUCCCCGACUCCUACCAACACCCAGCCACCCCCUACCGGCCCACUACCCCCUCCUCCACCAGGCCCCCCCCCACCCGGUAGUACACACAUCUCGGAGGUUGAAGCAUCUCUGCGGCCAAAUCCCUCUCCCACACGCUACAGGCACCCAAACCACCCGAGUCGCCGCACAGCCCCAACACGCCCACCCAACAGGCUGCCCUCCCCACACCACCCCCCCCAGGCAGCCGAGACCCACCCGCAAGGGCUUGCGCCCCAGGCUCAUGGGAGCGGCGGCACCCGGGUAGAGGGGCCCACAGGAGAGGCCACCACAGGGCCCACACAAAUCUCUCUCCCCCCACCGUUUGUACCUCGCUCUAACCUCCACACUGGCCCAGCCCCUCGACCCCCACCUCCAACCCCCUCUCCCGGCCGGGUUCCCCACGAGUGGCCCCGUUGGGCAGCCAUCACCCCCCACACACAGCUUGCCCGAUCUGUUCCCACGGAGGGGGAUGUUUCGAGGAGAGAGGGGAUGCACACAGAGCACCCCCCGCCUGGCGAACCACCCAUCCUCCCUCCACCCACCCCUUUGGCCCCACAGCCCCCCCUUCCUUCACAAACAGGCGCGGACAACCAGGUGGCGGCGGCCGCGAUCGCUACUGGGAGGGAGGCCGUCGGGUUGAGGGAUGCGCCCAUGGCAGACGCCACCGACUCCCCCUCCCAUCCCUCCCACCCCUUCCAUGUCGACGACCCCCUACCGCAACCCAUGGUGAUUGGGGAGGGCCAAGGGGGCCUUCUAGGGCAGGGUCCACACCCGAGCUCCGCUCAGCCAGCACGCCCCACUCCACCCUCUACCCUGCCAGCCCUCCUACUCUCACCUACAGGCAGGCAGGUCUUCGAGACCCCAGAGGAGGUGAGGGCUGGCAUUUCAGAUUUGCUGGCGAUACACCGCCUGAGCAGCUCUCCGGCUGCCCCCACCCUUCCAGUCCCACAGGACCGGACCCGGACGUAUGCGGAGGUCACCCGGUCUGUCCCUUCUUUUAUCCCCCCCGCCACUCAGCUAGGCGCGUCACUCCCGACCCCAAUGGAGACGGACCGGGUUCUGAGGCCGUGUCACUCGCACCUAGACGGGGUGGCGCCUCCCCCCGUUCAGCCCGUGGCGCAGGAGGUCACCAGCAGUAGGGAUGAGGCAUCCGCCCCUACCGAGACCCCUCCGCCUGGGGUAGCAGAGCCGCCGUCUCCUCCCCUCAUCCCAGGCGAUCCUCUCGGAGCUCAGGCCGCCCACGGGGUCCCCUCUACAGCCAGUUCCGACGCCACGGCCCCGAUUGACCCCGCCGACACGGCGACAUCACCCGACCAGGUCUUCACCGACGCACAGUGGCAGACGCUCGACUCGGUGGACUGGACAGAGUACUUCUCGCCCGAGCGUAUCCAUACACGCCCUCUCCGACGUGUCCCGGAGAGGGUCCGCGGAGGAUAUCUUGACGUCCUCAGUGCGAUCCUAGUCCGCAUUGCCCAGGACCCGGAGGCUGCUGGCCCUACCUUCCUCCUCGCUGCAGCGCCGACUCUUUUCCUUGUUCCAGCGACGCCACCCGACCGCUCGCACACGGCUGCCAUUGCAGCGCGCAUCUCCUGCUUUGGUCGAGGUGAGUGGGCUGAGCUAGUCUCAGAUGCACUAGGCCGUCGCACACCCCUUCCUCGGCGCACAGGUCACCGGUCACGCACCGCCACCGAUCCCUCUACAGCAGAUGAGCGCCGCAUUGCACGUUGCCUUCGUCUGGCAGCGUGCAAUGAGACCUCACGGGCGUGCGCGGCUCUCGAGUCCGCGGAGGCAGCCCCAGAUACACAGGGGACGAUACAGCGCCUGCAGUCGAAGCACCCCAACGCGGAGAGGCCGACCCCAGCUUGGCUGUCUGGCUUCCAGGGGUCCCCUCUUGUGCUCUCGAGUCUCCAUUUCCUCCUGGCCGUGUACCAGCAGUGGCUCCGAGGCCGUUGCGCUCUAGCUGCACGCUCCUUGCUAGCGUCUUCCACCCUCGUGGCUCUGGCGAAGUCGAACAUGGAUGUUCGGCCGAUUGCCAUCGGCGAGGUUUUGGUCCGCAUUCUUUCUCGUGCAGUCUGUCUCCAGCUACGUGACCAGAUGGCGAGGGUCUUCUUGGCGUCACAGCAGUUUGGGGUGGGGGUUAUGUGCGGGACAGAGGUCGUAGUUAGAGGCGUCCGCCGCGCCCUGGCUGACCACCCAGACUGGGUGGUCCUGCAGCUAGACGUGGCGAAUGCCUUUAACUCUUUCCACCGAGACAGGAUGUUCCAGGCGCUGCAGGCCAGCCCGGAGUUUCAGUGUCUGAUCCCCUUCAUCGGCCUCUUCUACGGGACGCCCUCGGAUCUCCACUACAGGUCAGGCACGGGAGUGGUCACGAUGCACUCGGAGCGGGGCACUCGCCAGGGAGACCCUCUCAGCCCCUUCUUGUACGCUCUGACACAGCGUCUUGCUUUGGAGCCGGUUUUGGCGGAGGGGGAUGUCCAGCUCUGGUCGUACGCCGAUGACACGUACGUGCUAGGUCCCCCAGACAGGGUGCUGCACCACUUUGCCGAGAUCGUGAGGCGCUUGGGCGAGAUGGGCCUUGCAGCCCAGCCGCACAAGUGCCUCGUCUACCAGACGGAGUCCUUUCUGUCCAGGGAUCUGGAGGCUUUCACGGGCCUAGGGAUCGAGGUCGCACGCCGAGGGCUCACCGUGACAGGCGUACCGGUAGGCACCGUUUCGUUCGUGGAGCAGAGUCUCCCGGAUCGUCUCGAGAGGAUGGGGCGGGUGCUACCUUGGCUUCCGAGGUUGCGCCAGCCCCAGACAGCUGCCCGCCUCCUUUCGGCGUGUGUCAGCACUCGUCCGCAGUACCUGUCGAGGACCGUCCCUCCUUCGCCCGCAGUGAUCUCCAGUUUUACACGGUGGGACGCACGCCUGGGAGAGACAUUUCAGCAGCUUUUAGCUUCAGGGACCUGGGCUUGUCGCGAGGACGUCCGAGAGGCCGCCCUAGACCAGAUCUUCCUCCCCAUCCGUCUCGGGGGUUUCGGCAUUCGUCGCAUGGCGCGCAUUGCCCCGGUGAGUUUCGUGUGCUCCUGGGUGCAGUGUGCACCCAUUCUCUGUUCUCUCCCUGCGUGUGGCGAGGUGUUUCGGCAGAGCUUCGCUUCAGGUGAGCCAGAGCAGAUCGACCGGGCUCUGCAGACGGCGCUAGAGGGUCUCCCACCUGACGUUCUCUCUCUCCUUCCCCCCUGGCCCUCUUGCGCUUCUGCCUCCCCCGAUUCCCUUUUUGCAGGAGCGAGCCGUCUUCUGGAGGCGCAUGCCUUGGAGGCCGUGCGUGCCCGUCACGCCUCUCCCUUGCACCUUGCCCGUUUGACUUCCCUUCAGGGCGGAGGUGCAGGGGCGUGGUUGACGUCGGUGCCGUACGCCGACCCACUGCGCAUCCCGGAGGCGCUGUGGCAGGCGGCUUCAUCUUCUCGUCUUGGUCUCCCUAUCCCCCAGUUAGCCCUUGCAGGUCAGUGCUCCUGCGGACAGGCGAUUGACGACAUGACGGUGCCUCAUCACGCGGUUCGGUGCCCGCGCUACGGGGUCGCCACUACCAUCCACGACACGGUGAAGUACAUGCUUCGAGACUUUGCGGUCGAGGCGGGCUUCGCGGUAAAGGUGGAGGACUCUACGCUGUUCACACAGUUGGAGGCGGCUCGAGCGAGACUACUGGGACAGCCAGUGGUGGGAGAGGGGACACGGGCUGAGGGACCGGGGGAGCGGAGAGGCGAGGCGGGACAGCCGGGUGGCGGGGGACAGUGGGGACGGCACCAGCUGCGGGGUCAGGUGGAGCGAGGGACAGGUGGGCAGAGGGGACGGCAGGGGGAGCAGACGGGCCAGGACGGGGAGGGGGGACGGCACAGGCAGCAGCAGGAGAGCCAGUGGAGGCCGCGGGCCCAGGGCGCCGCGCCUCCAGGUUCGGCCUCGGGGGCGGGGCAGGGGCGGGAGCAGCAGAGAGCGGACGGAGGUACAGGAGGGGCAGCGGGAUUGGGAGGGGAGGGCCAGGGAGUGAGAGAGGCAGCAGGGGAUGGAGCAGGGGGGUCGGGAGGUUUGGGGGAGGGUAGAGAGGGGGAGGGGAGAGGACAGGUGGAUGGAGGAGAGGAGAGGGGGAGAGAGACGAUCGGAGAGGGGGCACCAAGGGACCAGACAGGGCAGCAGCCAGCGCAACAGCAGGGACCAGUCGGACGCACAGGCCGUGUAGGCACCGCCUCCCGCAUUCCAGAUCUCACCUGCCGCGACGUUGGCCAGGGUCUGAUGGUUCUUGUGGAUGUCUCCAUAGCGGAUCCACAGCGGGAGGGGAACGUGCAGCUGAGACGGGCGACCCCCACACAGAUUGGAGUGGCAGCAGCUAGGCGGGUGCAGGAGAAGCUGCGUCACUGGGGGCCGCACUUAGAGGGGCUGCAGCCGGCACCACACUUUUACGCGUGCGUGGCGGAGACCUUUGGCCUUCUGAGUGAGCCGCUGCGUCAGUUUCUGGGGCUCUGCGCAAAGAGGAUAGCACAGCGGAGGAGGGAUAGAGGUGGGGGGGAUGACGGAUCGGCACGGAUAUUUGAGGCAGGACUCACUACACGCCUCUCCGUUGCACUGCAGCGCGCGCAGGCUCAAUGCAUGAUCCAGCAUGCGGUGCGGCAGUUAGGGAGGUCCGACGACGGGUGGAUGCCCGCACCAGUCCCACUGGGUGCGGGGCAGGGAACUUGGCACCACGUCACAGGGUGCUUCGAGAGUUCACACCCCCUGCCCCCUCAUGCCAUCCGCUCCCCCCGCCCCUACCCUCCGCGUGCCCGCUCCCUUGCCGCCUCUUUUGACCCUCCCUGCCCCCCUCGCCGUUUCCCACCGCCCGCCAUUCGCUCCUCCCCGCCCGUGCGCUCCCCUCGCUUACCUUCUCCUCCCCCCUCCCCUCCUCUGCUGCACGCCUCUUCCUUCCCCUCGCCGACCCACUCCACUCCCUGCCCCUCCUCAAUCCGCACCCUGCCCCUCGUAUCUCGCCCCCCUAUGCUUGGUUUCUCCCCUCCCUGCCCCUCGCCGCCUUUCUCCGCCCCCCACCUCCCCCCUCUCCCUGCCCCCCCACUCUCCCCCCCCUUGCCCUUGGCUUCCUACCUCCCUGCCCCACCUUUCCCCCCUCUGUGUGCUCAGCUUCUCCCCUCCCUGCCCCUCCCUCCUCCCCGCCCUGCCCCUCGUUUUCCGCCCCCCCCACACCCGGUUUCUCCCCUCCCCGCGCCUCCCUUUCUUUCUCCGUGCCUCUCCUUUGCUCCCUCCCUGCCCCCGCCUGCCCAUGCCCCUGUCUUUGGCUUCUCCCCUCCCUGCCCCACGUUUCUUCCCUCCCUGCCCUCCCCCUCUGCCCCUCCCUUGUUUUCCCCUCACCCAUUGCUUCUCCUCCCUGCCCUUGAUUUCCCACACCCUGCCCUUGUUUCCUACCAUCCAUGCCCCUCGUUUCCCCCCCUUUGUACGUUCAGCCUCUUCCCUCCCUGCCCCUCCCUUCCUCCCCCCCUGCCCUUUGCUCUCCCCUCGUUACGCUCCCUUCUCCCCAUCCCUGCUGCCCUCUUACCACCAUCAGCCCAUCCCCACCACCAGCCCCCCUCCCACCCUUCUCUCCCCCCCUCCCUUUCCCUCUCUCUCUUUCUCACACACACACACGCACACUCCCCUCCCCCACCCCCCCACCCACAUCCUCCCAUUCUGCCCCUCCCUGCCCCUUUCCCACCCCCUCGCACGCCCCUCACCUCCCACCUCCGUGCAACUGGUUUCCCCCCUAUGGUGCCUCCCUUGCAUCGCUCGCCCCUCUGCUCACCCUCUGCCCGCCCCUUUUCCAUGCCCUCAGCUGGCCCAGCCCCUGCCCGUUGCUGCCCCUCCCCUUGCCCCCUCAACUCCCCUGCCCCCCGUACACCCCAGUCCCAUCCAACCGCCCCCACCCUCCCCCGGCUGCCCGUUUCCGCUCUCCACCCCUUGCGACCGUGUGCGGCUUCCAACCACCCAACGGUGGUGCGCACUGGGCGUGACAGCGGGGGCGGCACCCAUGCAUGCUCAGUAGAGAGAUCCUCCAACUCACUCGCUACCUCCCAUUCGCAAACCAGAUUACUUGUGAAAACACUUAAUCCUACCCGCACCCCCAAGCACAUAGAAGCGGGAGAGGGCAGAGCCAGGGGGGAACUUGCAGCUGACACUACACGAGAAGGGGUAAGUGAGUUUGUGUGUGAAGGAGCAGCAGAGGCUGCAGAGGAUGGGGCAGCAAAGGCUGCACGGGAAGGGGCAAUGGGGGUUGUGGGGGAAGGGGCAGCAGAGGCUGCAGAGGAAAGGGCAGCAGAGGCUGCAAGGGAAGGGGCAGCAGCGGCUGCACGGGAAAGGGCGGCAGGGGCUGCACGGGAAGGGGCGGCAGGGACCGUGACUCUGGCCAGGCAAGGGGCAGAGGCCAUGGAGACAGGUUUUGCAGGAGUAGGGGCCACGGAACCUGCUGCUGUGUCGGCUGGGGGAACCGCAGCAGAGGAGGCUAUAGGGACCGCACCAGCAGUCGAGGCUGCAAGGACUGCAGCAGGAGCGACAGAGGCCACAGUGGGGGCUGGUAUAGGGGGAGGUGCUACGGGUGCAGCGGGGAAGGGGGUAACGGGGACUGGUGCGAGGGAGAGUGCCGCCCCGGCUGUAGCAAGAGAGGGUACGGCAGGGGCUAGAGUGGGAGAGGGGACAGCAGUGGCCUCAAAGGCAGAAGGUGAGGCUGCAGCUGAAGCAGCAGGGAGGGCCAUAGCACGGCCAGUAGGGGCGGCAGGGGCCGCAGCAAACGCGGGGAAACACACAGCAGGGCCGGCAGGGCCGGCAAGGACUGCAAAAGGGGCUAGCAGUAAAGCGGCAGCAGGCGGGGUGGGCUCGGGGGACAUAGGGGCAACAGGGGAAGGAGAGGUGAGUGUGGUCCCGACCGGGGUGGGCACUGAAGAGGGGGAUGUGAUAGCGAUAGAGGAGGAUGAGGGAGAGGAUGUGAUGCACAUUGACGGGCCACUGGCCCAAUACCUCACGCUUGACGGUGAGGCCGACCCGGCCCCCCUGCAGCCUCACGUCGAGGUUCCCCCUCUACCCCCCAUGCCCGUCCCCAUGCUAGCAGAAGGACCGAUGGAGGGGCUGGGGGAGACCUUGAGGACAGAGCCGCGCGAGGGAGCCCCCAUCCUCACCUCCCGUCCUCCAGCCCACCCACCCCCAGGAGCACCACUUCCCCACCCCCACCCUCAGGUCCCGCCCCCCUCUCCGUCCCCAACGCCUGACCCCACGGUUGCAGGCGGUCCACCGGGAGAGCACGCGGCACACCUCUGCCCCCACCCUCAGGGGCUCCUUAGAGCACCACGUGGAGCAGCCAGGGCUCUGGUCUUCCUAGAGGAGCCAUGCUCCCCGACUCCUACCAACACCCAGCCACCCCCUGACCGGCCCACUACCCCCUCCUCCACCAGGCCCCCCCCCACCCGCCCCUCGACCCCCACCUCCAACCCCCUCUCCCGGCCGGGUUCCCCACGAGUGGCCCCGUUGGGCAGCCAUCACCCCCCACACACAGCUUGCCCGAUCUGUUCCCACGGAGGGGGAUGUUUCGAGGAGAGAGGGGAUGCACACAGAGCACCCCCCGCCUGGCGAACCACCCAUCCUCCCUCCACCCACCCCUUUGGCCCCACAGCCCCCCCUUCCUUCACAAACAGGCGCGGACAACCAGGUUGGCCGCCGGCGGAAGAACAGGGGCAGAGGGUCAGCCCACCCCGACCACCAAACCUACACUCCCGCCCCGCUCCUGCACCUCCACAGGGCCAUGGGAGCGGUCCAGCCCACUCACCCCCAUUCUGCCCCUCCCGUGCUGUGUCCCCCUCCCAGGUGGCGGCGGCCGCGAUCGCUACUGGGAGGGAGGCCGUCGGGUUGAGGGAUGCGCCCAUGGCAGACGCCACCGACUCCCCCUCCCAUCCCUCCCACCCCUUCCAUGUCGACGACCCCCUACCGCAACCCAUGGUGAUUGGGGAGGGCCAAGGGGGCCUUCUAGGGCAGGGUCCACACCCGAGCUCCGCUCAGCCAGCACGCCCCACUCCACCCUCUACCCUGCCAGCCCUCCUACUCUCACCUACAGGCAGGCAGGUCUUCGAGACCCCAGAGGAGGUGAGGGCUGGCAUUUCAGAUUUGCUGGCGAUACACCGCCUGAGCAGCUCUCCGGCUGCCCCCACCCUUCCAGUCCCACAGGACCGGACCCGGACGUAUGCGGAGGUCACCCGGUCUGUCCCUUCUUUUAUCCCCCCCGCCACUCAGCUAGGCGCGUCACUCCCGACCCCAAUGGAGACGGACCGGGUUCUGAGGCCGUGUCACUCGCACCUAGACGGGGUGACGCCUCCCCCCGUUCAGCCCGUGGCGCACGAGGUCACCAGCAGUAGGGAUGAAGCAUCCGCCCCUACCGAGACCCCUCCGCCUGGGGUAGCAGAGCCGUCACUUGAACCGCACCCCGCCGAGGGGCAGGAGCACACCACGGCACACACUUCAGGCUCACCUCCACGUCCCCCCUCCCCAGCUUUGACACCUGUACCGGCACGAGGCCCGGCCCUAUCCUGUGCGACACCACCUCUAUCUUCGCUGACACCCCCCCCGCGCGGGGCUGGUGAGCCGUCUCCUCCCCUCAUCCCAGGCGAUCCUCUCGGAGCUCAGGCCGCCCACGGGGUCCCCUCUACAGCCAGUUCCGACGCCACGGCCCCGAUUGACCCCGCCGACACGGCGACAUCACCCGACCAGGUCGUGAGUUGCCCCACCUGCAGGAGCUCUCUCGCGAACCGACGCGCGCUCCAGCACCACAUUCCCUUCUGCCAUCCUGCGGACGCGGCUCGCAGGGCGCAGGCUGCCCAUGAUACCGCCUCAAUCAUCCCUUCCCUCUCACAGCCCCGUGCGACCGGGAUGCAGUUCACCGACGCACAGUGGCAGACGCUCGACUCGGUGGACUGGACAGAGUACUUCUCGCCCGAGCGUAUCCAUACACGCCCUCUCCGACGUGUCCCGGAGAGGGUCCGCGGAGGAUAUCUUGACGUCCUCAGUGCGAUCCUAGUCCGCAUUGCCCAGGACCCGGAGGCUGCUGGCCCUACCUUCCUCCUCGCUGCAGCGCCGACUCUUUUCCUUGUUCCAGCGACGCCACCCGACCGCUCGCACACGGCUGCCAUUGCAGCGCGCAUCUCCCGCUUUGGUCGAGGUGAGUGGGCUGAGCUAGUCUCAGAUGCACUAGGCCGUCGCACACCCCUUCCUCGGCGCACAGGUCACCGGUCACGCACCGCCACCGAUCCCUCUACAGCAGAUGAGCGCCGCAUUGCACGUUGCCUUCGUCUGGCAGCGUGCAAUGAGACCUCACGGGCGUGCGCGGCUCUCGAGUCCGCGGAGGCAGCCCCAGAUACACAGGGGACGAUACAGCGCCUGCAGUCGAAGCACCCCAACGCGGAGAGGCCGACCCCAGCUUGGCUGUCUGGCUUCCAGGGGUCCCCUCUUGUGCUCUCGUCGAACAUGGAUGUUCGGCCGAUUGCCAUCGGCGAGGUUUUGGUCCGCAUUCUUUCUCGUGCAGUCUGUCUCCAGCUACGUGACCAGAUGGCGAGGGUCUUCUUGGCGUCACAGCAGUUUGGGGUGGGGGUUAUGUGCGGGACAGAGGUCGUAGUUAGAGGCGUCCGCCGCGCCCUGGCUGACCACCCAGACUGGGUGGUCUUGCAGCUAGACGUGGCGAAUGCCUUUAACUCUUUCCACCGAGACAGGAUGUUCCAGGCGCUGCAGGCCAGCCCGGAGUUUCAGUGUCUGAUCCCCUUCAUCGGCCUCUUCUACGGGACGCCCUCGGAUCUCCACUACAGGUCAGGCACGGGAGUGGUCACGAUGCACUCGGAGCGGGGCACUCGCCAGGGAGACCCUCUCAGCCCCUUCUUGUACGCUCUGACACAGCGUCUUGCUUUGGAGCCGGUUCUGGCGGAGGGGGAUGUCCAGCUCUGGUCGUACGCCGAUGACACGUACGUGCUAGGUCCCCCAGACAGGGUGCUGCACCACUUUGCCGAGAUCGUGAGGCGCUUGGGCGAGAUGGGCCUUGCAGCCCAGCCGCACAAGUGCCUCGUCUACCAGACGGAGUCCUUUCUGUCCAGGGAUCUGGAGGCUUUCACGGGCCUAGGGAUCGAGGUCGCACGCCGAGGGCUCACCGUGACAGGCGUACCGGUAGGCACCGUUUCGUUCGUGGAGCAGAGUCUCCCGGAUCGUCUCGAGAGGAUGGGGCGGGUGCUACCUUGGCUUCCAAGGUUGCGCCAGCCCCAGACAGCUGCCCGCCUCCUUUCGGCGUGUGUCAGCACUCGUCUGCAGUACCUAUCGAGGACCGUCCCUCCUUCGCCCGCAGUGAUCUCCAGUUUUACACGGUGGGACGCACGCCUGGGAGAGACAUUUCAGCAGCUUUUAGCUUCAGGGACCUGGGCUUGUCGCGAGGACGUCCGAGAGGCCGCCCUAGACCAGAUCUUCCUCCCCAUCCGUCUCGGGGGUUUCGGCAUUCGUCGCAUGGCGCGCAUUGCCCCGGUGAGCUUCGUGUGCUCCUGGGUGCAGUGUGCACCCAUUCUCUGUUCUCUCCCUGCGUGUGGCGAGGUGUUUCGGCAGAGCUUCGCUUCAGGUGAGCCAGAGCAGAUCGACCGGGCUCUGCAGACGGCGCUAGAGGGUCUCCCACCUGACGUUCUCUCUCUCCUUCCCCCCUGGCCCUCUUGCGCUUCUGCCUCCCCCGAUUCCCUUUUUGCAGGAGCGAGCCGUCUUCUGGAGGCGCAUGCCUUGGAGGCCGUGCGUGCCCGUCACGCCUCUCCCUUGCACCUUGCCCGUUUGACUUCCCUUCAGGGCGGAGGUGCAGGGGCGUGGUUGACGUCGGCGAUUGACGACAUGACGGUGCCUCAUCACGCGGUUCGGUGCCCGCGCUACGGGGUCGCCACUACCAUCCACGACACGGUGAAGUACAUGCUUCGAGACUUUGCGGUCGAGGCGGGCUUCGCGGUAAAGGUGGAGGACUCUACGCUGUUCACACAGUUGGAGGCGGCUCGAGCGAGACUACUGGGACAGCCAGUGGUGGGAGAGGGGACACGGGCUGAGGGACCGGGGGAGCGGAGAGGCGAGGCGGGACAGCCGGGUGGCGGGGGACAGUGGGGACGGCACCAGCUGCGGGGUCAGGUGGAGCGAGGGACAGGUGGGCAGAGGGGACGGCAGGGGGAGCAGACGGGCCAGGACGGGGAGGGGGGACGGCACAAGCAGCAGCACGAGAGCCAGUGGAGGCCGCGGGCCCAGGGCGCCGCGCCUCCAGGUUCGGCCUUGGGGGCGGGGCAGGGGCGGGAGCAGCAGAGAGCGGACGGAGGUACAGGAGGGGCAGCGGGAUUGGGAGGGGAGGGCCAGGGAGUGAGGGAGGCAGCAGGGGAUGGAGCAGGGGGGUCGGGAGGUUUGGGGGAGGGUAGAGAGGGGGAGGGGAGAGGACAGGUGGAUGGAGGAGAGGAGAGGGGGAGAGAGACGAUCGGAGAGGGGGCACCAAGGGACCAGACAGGGCAGCAGCCAGCGCAACAGCAGGGACCAGUCGGACGCACAGGCCGUGUAGGCACUGCCUCCCGCAUUCCAGAUCUCACCUGCCGCGACGUUGGCCAGGGUCUGAUGGUUCUUGUGGAUGUCUCCAUAGCGGAUCCACAGCGGGAGGGGAACGUGCAGCUGAGACGGGCGACCCCCACACAGAUUGGAGUGGCAGCAGCUAGGCGGGUGCAGGAGAAGCUGCGUCACUGGGGGCCGCACUUAGAGGGGCUGCAGCCGGCACCACACUUUUACGCGUGCGUGGCGGAGACCUUUGGCCUUCUGAGUGAGCCGCUGCGUCAUCACACCCCCUGCCCCCUCAUGCCAUCCGCUCCCCCCGCCCCUACCCUCCGCGUGCCCGCUCCCUUGCCGCCUCUUUUGACCCUCCCUGCCCCCCUCGCCGUUUCCCACCGCCCGCCAUUCGCUCCUCCCCGCCCGUGCGCUCCCCUCGCUUACCUUCUCCUCCCCCCUCCCCUCCUCUGCUGCACGCCUCUUCCUUCCCCUCGCCGACCCACUCCACUCCCUGCCCCUCCUCAAUCCGCACCCUGCCCCUCGUAUCUCGCCCCCCUAUGCUUGGUUUCUCCCCUCCCUGCCCCUCGCCGCCUUUCUCCGCCCCCCACCUCCCCCCUCUCCCUGCCCCCCCACUCUCCCCCCCUUGCCCUUGGCUUCCUACCUCCCUGCCCCACCUUUCCCCCCUCUGUGUGCUCAGCUUCUCCCCUCCCUGCCCCUCCCUCCUCCCCGCCCUGCCCCUCGUUUUCCUCCCCCCCACACCCGGUUUCUCCCCUCCCCGCGCCUCCCUUUCUUUCUCCGUGCCUCUCCUUUGCUCCCUCCCUGCCCCCGCCUGCCCAUGGUCCUAUCUUUGGCUUCUCCCCUCCCUGCCCCACGUUUCUUCCCUCCCUGCCCUCCCCCUCUGCCCCUCCCUUGUUUUCCCCUCACCCAUUGCUUCUCCCCUCCCUGCCCUUGUUUCCUACCAUCCAUGCCCCUCGUUUCCCCCCCUUUGUACGUUCAGCCUCUUCCCUCCCUGCCCCUCCCUUCCUCCCCCCCUGCCCUUUGCUCUCCCCUCGUUACGCUCCCUUCUCCCCAUCCCUGCUGCCCUCUUACCACCAUCAGCCCAUCCCCACCACCAGCCCCCCUCCCACCCUUCUCUCCCCCCCUCCCUUUCCCUCUCUCUCUUUCUCAUACACACACACGCACACUCCCCUCCCCCACCCCCCCACCCACAUCCUCCCAUUCUGCCCCUCCCUGCCCCUUUCCCACCCCCUCGCACGCCCCUCACCUCCCACCUCCGUGCAACUGGUUUCCCCCCUAUGGUGCCUCCCUUGCAUCGCUCGCCCCUCUGCUCACCCUCUGCCCGCCCCUUUUCCGUGCCCCCAGCUGGCCCAGCCCCUGCCCGUUGCUGCCCCUCCCCUUGCCCCCUCAACUCCCCUGCCCCCCGUACACCCCAGUCCCAUCCAACCGCCCCCACCCUCCCCCGGCUGCCCGUUUCCGCUCUCCACCCCUGCGACCGUGCGCGGCUUCCAACCGCCCAAGGGUGGUGCGCACGGGGCCCGUACUUCCCCCUCCAGCCUCCCUUUCCCCCCCAGCUACUUCCGCAUCCAGCCCACCUACCCCAGCCUCCCUCUACCUCUCCCUAACUCCACACCGCCGUUCCUACCCCCAGCCAAGGUCUACACCCCUUGCUUUUGCUCCCUGGGCUGUGCCUGUCCCCAACCUCCCUCCGCCUUUCCGCGGCACCAGACCGCCUCUCCCUCCCCCAGCCAACCUUUGCACCCCCUGUUCCUGCCCCUUGUGCCCUCCAACACCCUACCUCAACCCCCCCCAGUCUCCCCCUUCUCCAACACCCUCCAUAUUUCCUCCCCCCUGGGGCUCGCCCAUCCGCACGCCUCCUUUCGGUGCCCUCUCUGCCCUCCCACGUUCUCACCCCCCGCCUCCCAACCUUCUCAUUACCCGCUACCAGGCUCACGCCAACUCGACUACCCACUACCCUUUGCCCCUUCCUCUCUGUUCCCCACCCUUCCUUUCCCACUUGGCUCCACCUGCCCACCCCCACCUCCCGUGGAAUUCUGCCCUGCCCUCCCCACCUCCUGGCCCACCACCUGUCCCCACACCCUGCUCACCCACCGCUACAUCACCCCCGCCCCCCCACCUCCACUACAGCCCGCCAACACUUCCCCUCUCAACCGGCCCCCAGCCCGCCCCCCCCUUGGGCCCCAAUCCCCUCCAACUGGAGUUCCUUCCCCCUUUGACGCCCUCUUGAGCCAACUCCAGCAACUCACACCGCCACCGCCAGGCAUGCUGCCUCUAGCCAGGGGGGAACUUGCAGCUGACACUGCACGGGAAGGGGUAAGUGAGUUUGUGUGUGAAGGAGCAGCAGAGGCUGCAGAGGAUGGGGCAGCAAAGGCUGCACGGGAAGGGGCAAUGGGGGUUGUGGGGGAAGGGGCAGCAGAGGCUGCAGAGGAAAGGGCAGCAGAGGCUGCAAGGGAAGGGGCAGCAGCGGCUGCACGGGAAAGGGCGGCAGGGGCUGCACGGGAAGGGGCGGCAGGGACCGUGACUCUGGCCAGGCAAAGGGCAGAGGCCAUGGAGACAGGUUUUGCAGGAGUAGGGGCCACGGAACCUGCUGCUGUGUCGGCUGGGGGAACCGCAGCAGAGGAGGCUAUAGGGACCGCACCAGAGGGGGAUGUGAUAGCGAUAGAGGAGGAUGAGGGAGAGGAUGUGAUGCACAUUGACGGGCCACUGGCCCAAUACCUCACGCUUGACGGUGAGGCCGACCCGGCCCCCCUGCAGCCUCACGUCGAGAUUCCCCCUCUACCCCCCAUGCCCGUCCCCAUGCUAGCAGAAGGACCGAUGGAGGGGCUGGGGGAGACCUUGAGGACAGAGCCGCGCGAGGGAGCCCCCAUCCUCACCUCCCGUCCUCCAGCCCACCCACCCCCAGGAGCACCACUUCCCCACCCCCACCCUCAGGUCCCGGUAGUGUCCAGGGGGGCAGCCAAGGCCCUGGCCUUCUUGGCGGAGCCAGUGCUCCCCGACCCCCACGCUGCUCCAUGGCCAGCUCCCCCUCUCCGUCCCCAACGCCUGACCCCACGGUUGCAGGCGGUCCACCGGGAGAGCACGCGGGGGCUCCUUAGAGCACCACGUGGAGCAGCCAGGGCUCUGGUCUUCCUAGAGGAGCCAUGCUCCCCGACUCCUACCAACACCCAGCCACCCCCUACCGGCCCACUACCCCCUCCUCCACCAGGCCCCCCCCCACCCGGUAGUACACACAUCUCGGAGGUUGAAGCAUCUCUGCGGCCAAAUCCCUCUCCCACACGCUACAGGCACCCAAACCACCCGAGUCGCCGCACAGCCCCAACACGCCCACCCAACAGGCUGCCCUCCCCACACCACCCCCCCCAGGCAGCCGAGACCCACCCGCAAGGGCUUGCGCCCCAGGCUCAUGGGAGCGGCGGCACCCGGGUAGAGGGGCCCACAGGAGAGGCCACCACAGGGCCCACACAAAUCUCUCUCCCCCCACCGUUUGUACCUCGCUCUAACCUCCACACUGGCCCAGCCCCUCGACCCCCACCUCCAACCCCCUCUCCCGGCCGGGUUCCCCACGAGUGGCCCCGUUGGGCAGCCAUCACCCCCCACACACAGCUUGCCCGAUCUGUUCCCACGGAGGGGGAUGUUUCGAGGAGAGAGGGGAUGCACACAGAGCACCCCCCGCCUGGCGAACCACCCAUCCUCCCUCCACCCACCCCUUUGGCCCCACAGCCCCCCCUUCCUUCACAAACAGGCGCGGACAACCAGCCCGACCACCAAACCUACACUCCCGCCCCGCUCCUGCACCUCCACAGGGCCAUGGGAGCGGUACCAGCCCACUCACCCCCAUUCUGCCCCUCCCGUGCUGUGUCCCCCUCCCAGGUGGCGGCGGCCGCGAUCGCUACUGGGAGGGAGGCCGUCGGGUUGAGGGAUGCGCCCAUGGCAGACGCCACCGACUCCCCCUCCCAUCCCUCCCACCCCUUCCAUGUCGACGACCCCCUACCGCAACCCAUGGUGAUUGGGGAGGGCCAAGGGGGCCUUCUAGGGCAGGGUCCACACCCGAGCUCCGCUCAGCCAGCACGCCCCACUCCACCCUCUACCCUGCCAGCCCUCCUACUCUCACCUACAGGCAGGCAGGUCUUCGAGACCCCAGAGGAGGUGAGGGCUGGCAUUUCAGAUUUGCUGGCGAUACACCGCCCUGAGCAGCUCUCCGGCUGCCCCCACCCUUCCAGUCCCACAGGACCGGACCCGGACGUAUGCGGAGGUCACCCGACGGACCGGGUUCUGAGGCCGUGUCACUCGCACCUAGACGGGGUGGCGCCUCCCCCCGUUCAGCCCGUGGCGCAGGAGGUCACCAGCAGUAGGGAUGAGGCAUCCGCCCCUACCGAGACCCCUCCGCCUGGGGUAGCAGAGCCGUCACUUGAACCGCACCCCGCCGAGGGGCAGGAGCACACCACGGCACACACUUCAGGCUCACCUCCACGUCCCCCCUCCCCAGCUUCGACACCGGUACCGGCACGAGGCCCGGCCCUAUCCUGUGCGACACCACCUCUAUCUUCGCUGACACCCCCCCCGCGCGGGGCUGGUGAGUCGUCUCCUCCCCUCAUCCCAGGCGAUCCUCUCGGAGCUCAGGCCGCCCACGGGGUCCCCUCUACAGCCAGUUCCGACGCCACGGCCCCGAUUGACCCCGCCGACACGGCGACAUCACCCGACCAGGUCGUGAGUUGCCCCACCUGCAGGAGCUCUCUCGCGAACCGACGCGCGCUCCAGCACCACAUUCCCUUCUGCCAUCCUGCGGACGCGGCUCGCAGGGCGCAGGCUGCCCAUGAUACCGCCUCGAUCAUCCCUUCCCUCUCACAGCCCCGUGCGACCGGGAUGCAGUUCACCGACGCACAGUGGCAGACGCUCGACUCGGUGGACUGGACAGAGUACUUCUCGCCCGAGCGUAUCCAUACACGCCCUCUCCGACGUGUCCCGGAGAGGGUCCGCGGAGGAUAUCUUGACGUCCUCAGUGCGAUCCUAGUCCGCAUUGCCCAGGACCCGGAGGCUGCUGGCCCUACCUUCCUCCUCGCUGCAGCGCCGACUCUUUUCCUUGUUCCAGCGACGCCACCCGACCGCUCGCACACGGCUGCCAUUGCAGCGCGCAUCUCCCGCUUUGGUCGAGGUGAGUGGGCUGAGCUAGUCUCAGAUGCACUAGGCCGUCGCACACCCCUUCCUCGGCGCACAGGUCACCGGUCACGCACCGCCACCGAUCCCUCUACAGCAGAUGAGCGCCGCAUUGCACGUUGCCUUCGUCUGGCAGCGUGCAAUGAGACCUCACGGGCGGUGCGCGGCUCUCGAGUCCGCGGAGGCAGCCCCAGAUACACAGGGGACGAUACAGCGCCUGCAGUCGAAGCACCCCAACGCGGAGAGGCCGACCCCAGCUUGGCUGUCUGGCUUCCAGGGGUCCCCUCUUGUGCUCUCGGUGGAUCACUUACGCCGCGCGAUUUUCACAGCUCCGCGGGGCUCUUCGGGAGGACCGUCCGGAUGUUCCAGGCGCUGCAGGCCAGCCCGGAGUUUCAGUGUCUGAUCCCCUUCAUCGGCCUCUUCUACGGGACGCCCUCGGAUCUCCACUACAGGUCAGGCACGGGAGUGGUCACGAUGCACUCGGAGCGGGGCACUCGCCAGGGAGACCCUCUCAGCCCCUUCUUGUACGCUCUGACACAGCGUCUUGCUUUGGAGCCGGUUCUGGCGGAGGGGGAUGUCCAGCUCUGGUCGUACGCCGAUGACACGUACGUGCUAGGUCCCCCAGACAGGGUGCUGCACCACUUUGCCGAGAUCGUGAGGCGCUUGGGCGAGAUGGGCCUUGCAGCCCAGCCGCACAAGUGCCUCGUCUACCAGACGGAGUCCUUUCUGUCCAGGGAUCUGGAGGCUUUCACGGGCCUAGGGAUCGAGGUCGCACGCCGAGGGCUCACCGUGACAGGCGUACCGGUAGGCACCGUUUCGUUCGUGGAGCAGAGUCUCCCGGAUCGUCUCGAGAGGAUGGGGCGGGUGCUACCUUGGCUUCCGAGGUUGCGCCAGCCCCAGACAGCUGCCCGCCUUCUUUCGGCGUGUGUCAGCACUCGUCCGCAGUACCUGUCGAGGACCGUCCCUCCUUCGCCCGCAGUGAUCUCCAGUUUUACACGGUGGGACGCACGCCUGGGAGAGACAUUUUCAGCAGCUUUUAGCUUCAGGGACCUGGGCUUGUCGCGAGGACGUCCGAGAGGCCGCCCUAGACCAGAUCUUCCUCCCCAUCCGUCUCGGGGGUUUCGGCAUUCGUCGCAUGGCGCGCAUUGCCCCGGUGAGCCAGAGCAGAUCGACCGGGCUCUGCAGACGGCGCUAGAGGGUCUCCCACCUGACGUUCUCUCUCUCCUUCCCCCCUGGCCCUCUUGCGCUUCUGCCUCCCCCGAUUCCCUUUUUGCAGGAGCGAGCCGUCUUCUGGAGGCGCAUGCCUUGGAGGCCGUGCGUGCCCGUCACGCCUCUCCCUUGCACCUUGCCCGUUUGACUUCCCUUCAGGGCGGAGGUGCAGGGGCGUGGUUGACGUCGGUGCCGUACGCCGACCCACUGCGCAUCCCGGAGGCGCUGUGGCAGGCGGCUUCAUCUUCUCGUCUUGGUCUCCCUAUCCCCCAGUUAGCCCUUGCAGGUCAGUGCUCCUGCGGACAGGCGAUUGACGACAUGACGGUGCCUCAUCACGCGGUUCGGUGCCCGCGCUACGGGGUCGCCACUACCAUCCACGACACGGUGAAGUACAUGCUUCGAGACUUUGCGGUCGAGGCGGGCUUCGCGGUAAAGGUGGAGGACUCUACGCUGUUCACACAGUUGGAGGCGGCUCGAGCGAGACUACUGGGACAGCCAGUGGUGGGAGAGGGGACACGGGCUGAGGGACCGGGGGAGCGGAGAGGCGAGGCGGGACAGCCGGGUGGCGGGGGACAGUGGGGACGGCACCAGCUGCGGGGUCAGGUGGAGCGAGGGACAGGUGGGCAGAGGGGACGGCAGGGGGAGCAGACGGGCCAGGACGGGGAGGGGGGACGGCACAGGCAGCAGCAGGAGAGCCAGUGGAGGCCGCGAGCCCAGGGCGCCGCGCCUCCAGGUUCGGCCUCGGGGGCGGGGCAGGGGCUGGGAGCAGCAGAGAGCGGACGGAGGUACAGGAGGGGCAGCGGGAUUGGGAGGGGAGGGCCAGGGACGGAUCCACAGCGGGAGGGGAACGUGCAGCUGAGACGGGCGACCCCCACACAGAUUGGAGUGGCAGCAGCUAGGCGGGUGCAGGAGAAGCUGCGUCACUGGGGGCCGCACUUAGAGGGGCUGCAGCCGGCACCACACUUUUACGCGUGCGUGGCGGAGACCUUUGGCCUUCUGAGUGAGCCGCUGCGUCAGUUUCUGGGGCUCUGCGCAAAGAGGAUAGCACAGCGGAGGAGGGAUAGAGGUGGGGGGGAUGACGGAUCGGCACGGAUAUUUGAGGCAGGACUCACUACACGCCUCUCCGUUGCACUGCAGCGCGCGCAGGCUCAAUGCAUGAUCCAGCAUGCGGUGCGGCAGUUAGGGAGUCACACCCCCUGCCCCCUCAUGCCAUCCGCUCCCCCCGCCCCUACCCUCCGCGUGCCCGCUCCCUUGCCGCCUCUUUUGACCCUCCCUGCCCCCCUCGCCGUUUCCCACCGCCCGCCAUUCGCUCCUCCCCGCCCGUGCGCUCCCCUCGUUUACCUUCUCCUCCCCCCCUCCCCUCCUCUGCUGCACGCCUCUUCCUUCCCCUCGCCGACCCACUCCACUCCCUGCCCCUCCUCAAUCCGCACCCUGCCCCUCGUAUCUCGCCCCCCUAUGCUUGGUUUCUCCCCUCCCUGCCCCUCGCCGCCUUUCUCCCGCCCCCCACCUCCCCCCUCUCCCUGCCCCCCCCACCUCUCCCACCCUUGCCCUUGGCUUCCUACCUCCCUGCCCCACCUUUCCCCCCUCUGUGUGCUCAGCUUCUCCCCUCCCUGCCCCUCCCUCCUCCCCGCCCUGCCCCUCGUUUCCGCCCCCCCACAGCCCGGUUUCUCCCUCCCCGCGCCUCCCUUCUUUCUCCGUGCCUCUCCUCUUGCUCCCUCCCUGCCCCCGCCUGCCCAUGCCCCUGUCCUUGGCUUCUCCCCUCCCUGCCCCACGUUUAUUCCCUCCCUGCCCACCCCCCUCUGCCCUCCCUUGUUUUCCCCUCACCCAUUGCUUCUCCCCUCCCUGCCCUUGGUUUCCCGCACCCCUGCCCUUGUUUUCCUACCAUCCAUGCCCCUCGUUUCCCCCCCUUUGUACGUUCAGCCUCUUCCCUCCCUGCCCCUCCCUUCUCCCCCCCUGCCCUUUGCUCUCCCCUCGUUACGCUCCCUUCUCCCAUACCUGCUGCCCUCUUACCACCAUCAGCCCAUCCCCACCACCAGCCCCCCUCCCACCCUUCUCUCCCCCCCUCCCUUUCCCUCUCUCUCUUCUCACACACACACACGCACAUCUCCCCUCCCCCCACCCCCCACCCACAUCCUCCCAUUCUGCCCCUCCCUGCCCCCUUCCCACCCCCUCGCACGCCCCUCAACCUCCCACCUCCGUGCAACUGGUUUCCCCCCCCUAUGGUGCCUCCCUUGCAUCGCUCGCCCCUCUGCUCACCCUCUGCCCGCCCCUUUUCCGUGCCCUCAGCUUGGCCCAGCCCCUGCCCGUUGCUGCCCCUCCCCUUGCCCCCUCAACUCCCCUGCCCCCGUACACCCCAGUCCCAUCCAACGCCCCCACCCUCCCCCGGCUGCCCGUUUCCGCUCUCCACCCCCGCGACCCGUGCGCGGCUUCCAACCGCCCAACGGUGGUGCGCACGGGGCGUUUUCUUUCGCACGAGCAAGCCUCCCGGGGGCCCCCCCACCCCGCUGGGUCGUUGUUCGGCAAAAAACGAAAAUAGAAAAAUCGGACGCGCUGAAAUCGUCCUUUCUUUUUCCCCGCUUGCCCCUCCCCCGGCACGUGCCGAGCAAGGGGCAUAAAUGGGUACAACACGAGGACUUCCCGGGAGGUCACCCAGCCCAUCACACCCCCUGCCCCCUCAUGCCAUCCGCUCCCCCCGCCCCUACCCUCCGCGUGCCCGCUCCCUUGCCGCCUCUUUUGACCCCUCCUGCCCCCCGUCGCCGUUUCCCACCGCCCGCCAUUCGCUCCUCCCCGCCCGUGCGCUCCCCUCGUUUACCUUCUCCUCCCCCCCUCCCCUCCUCUGCUGCACGCCUCUUCCUUCCCCUCGCCGACCCACUCCACUCCCUGCCCCUCCUCAAUCCGCACCGCUGCCCCUCGUAUCUCGCUCCCCUAUGCUUGGUUUCUCCCCUCCCCUUGCGCGCCUCCUGA
Molecule: messenger RNA, 38763 nt
Organism: Closterium sp. NIES-65
Lineage: Eukaryota; Viridiplantae; Streptophyta; Zygnematophyceae; Desmidiales; Closteriaceae
Source: the annotation of a GenBank genome assembly